Messenger RNA from Drosophila rhopaloa, 1625 nucleotides. It is a transcript of the gene Tango2, whose product is annotated as transport and Golgi organization protein 2. Bases 470 to 1459 code for a protein of 329 amino acids. Gene Ontology annotation, cellular component: Golgi apparatus. The transcript is spliced from 4 exons. Gene Ontology annotation, biological process: Golgi organization; protein secretion. The record is from RefSeq and is a predicted model, not a curated record. Lineage: Eukaryota; Metazoa; Arthropoda; Insecta; Diptera; Drosophilidae.
CAACGCUGAAAAAUAAAGAAAGUCAAAACAAGACAAGCGGACCACAACAUUAAAAUGAAUUAAAAGACUGCUUUGUUUGCGAUUAUAGAUUAAUUAAUUUUUAGAUCAGGGCAAAGGUACGGAAAGCGGAAAAUAGACCACCCACAAACAAAACGGGCGCAACUUCAGCUUUCAUUUAGAUUGGCGACGUUCGUAAACAACGGAUAAGACUAUAAUCAGCUGUACGUUAUUUUCGGUGACAAAAUCAUCGUAGAGCCACCCAGCCAACCACAAAGCAACAAAGGGAAGCCUGACCGAACGACCUGCCGUUUUGAUAGCACCGAAACACGACACGACUCCCCGCAAAGAUUAAAGCCCACUUUUUGGACCCCAUCCACAGUGGUCGACCGUCUCUCGGGCACUUCACAUCGUUCGCCGUGAGCUAGAGUUUGGGAUAGGCAUAAUUCAUAGACCUUAGGAACCCACCGAAAUGUGCGUGAUAUUCUUCUGCGCGGACUCCAAUCCGCAGGCCAGUGGCUACAAGUUGAUCUUGGCCUCCAAUCGGGACGAGUACUUCGCCCGGGCCACCCAAUCGGCGGCCAAGUGGCCUAAUGCCGAGCAUGUCUACGGGGGCAUCGAUCUUGAGCCGGGACGCGAGGGUGGAACUUGGCUGGCGAUUGGCCAUUCCGCGAAUUUCUUUAAAGUGGGCGCCCUGCUCAACCUCACCGGCGAGCCCAAGCCCCGAGAUGCAGUUGCGCACAAGAACAUUUUGCAACCGCAUAAUCACAACAGCAACAGCACCGGCAUUAACCUUUGCCCCAAGCCCUCCACCUCGAACAAUCCAACCAGCCAUCCGAGUAAGGGCCAAUCGAAUAACGAACAUUUCUUACUAGGGCGCGGAAUGAUCGUGGCGGACUAUGUCACCCGGUCGGAUGAGCAGCACAGCAUCCUGGAAUACAAUCAGAGCCUGCUCAAGGACUGCUCCAAGUACACCGCCUUCAACUUUGUGUCCAUCGAGAUUGGACCUUCAUCCCUGCCCGCCCGCGUGAAUCUGCUGAGCAAUGUGCCACCCACGCUGGAGGAGUUCCAGAACGGAGAGUGCUAUGGAUUCGGCAACAGCCUGCCGCACACUCCCUUCGAGAAGGUGCGUCAUGGCCAGCAGGAGUUCGAGGCGAUCGUGAAGAAGCACGGAGGCUCCAGUGUGGAGGACCUGUCCUCCCAACUGAUGCAGUUGCUCCGGAACAAGCACAAGUUCUGGCCGGACGUGGAGCUGAAGAGACGUGCGCCCAAUUGGGGCGAGGGAUUGAGUGCCCUUAAUGUUCACAUCGGGGAGCAUGCAUACGGCAGCCGCACCCACACUGUAAUCCUGGUGGAUAGUCACAACAAAAUGCACUUCAUUGAGGAAACAAUGGAUGGAGUGGAUCCCGAAGGCGAGUGGAGGACAACCCAUAUUGAACGGGAUUUCCAAAACAGUGUUUAAUGCGACGAUACUUAAUAUAUCACCUUCAAACUUUUAUUGUGCAGAGCACUGAACUCGCUGAUAUAUCAGUAAUUUGUAUACUCGUUUCCUUUUUUUUUGUACCACUAAUAUGUAUUUUGACUCAGGCAUUUACGAUAAUAAAUAGUUAUACAUAUUUUAUAAUAUA